AUGCCGCGUCGCCAGGAGCUGUCCACUCGGAUGUUGGUGCUGAUCCUGAGCGGCGUUCUCGGCGGCGGCUCCGGCACUCGAGUUUUGAGCGGUCAGACAGUGUGCUAUGGUGGCCCAGAGUACCCCUGCUACAAGAUCGCCUACUUCCAGGACCUGAGCAGGCGCAUUGGCUUUGAGGAGGCGAGUCAGGCUUGUGAGAUGGAUGGGGGAGCCCUUGUCAGUAUCCGCUCAGCCACUGAACAGCGGCUAAUCGAGAGCCUCCUGCAGGACCUCACCAAAUCAGGGUCUGGGCUUUCAGAUGGAGAUUUCUGGAUUGGAUUGAGGAGGAGCAAUGAGGGCCAGUCCCACAACGCGUUCAGUGGAUGCCCUGACCUCUACAGAUGGACAGAUGGAAGUGCGGCAAAGUUCAGGAACUGGUAUGCUGAUGAGCCUUCGUGUGGCAGUGAGGCAUGUGUAGUGAUGUAUCACCAACUGACCGCUCAGCCUGGGCUGGGAGGCCCCUACCUCUAUCAGUGGAAUGAUGACAGGUGUAACAUGAAGCACAAUUUUGUCUGCAAGUAUGCCUCAGAAAACCUCAUGACUAAUGAAUCCGAAGAACACGUGACGUCAGAUUAUGUUUCAGAAAACGUGUCCAUGGGUCCAGAAGUCAAGGUUCACGUGCCCAGUAAUUCCGCUGAUGACCAACACCAUAUGGUUGUGACAGAAUCAUCAGGGAUAAUGCCCAAUGUGGUGUACGUCAUCAUUCCCACAAUUCCACUGCUGCUGUUGUUGGUGGUUGCCCUGGCAACCUGCUGCAUCCAGAUGCUGAGCAGAAGCAAAGACCGAUCGAAGAGCAGCCCAAACGAGUCGACUCUCUGGAUAUCCACAGCUCCAAAGAAGGAGAACCUUGCUGAUGUUUAGUAACCUGCAGCCUGGACUUAAUCCCAUGGAUAAAGAGUCAGGCAGCAACGUUAGUAACACACCCACACAAAACCAACCAUCCGACAAGCUGAUUACAGACUUCUGAGAGAAUGCAAACAGAGACAAGGCAGGUCUGAGAGAGACCAAGGACUAUUGAACCAGAUCAUCAACAGAAACAAGAAAACAAAACCCCCUUUCCUGUUGUCAAUUUUUCUUUUCACUGCUGUGUUCCGGAUGGACUUUAGAGAAAGGCAGAAGAGAUGCAGUCGUUGAGGGGAAUGUUAAUGGAAGCAAUGGGUGCUGUUAGUACACAGCUUUUGGACAAAUUACAAGUGGCGGACAAAACCAAGAGACAGGUCAGGGUUCUAAUCUGGAGGUUUUGGCAGGAAAUUGACUGCCUAGGGAUUUGAAAACUCAUUUCACUCGGGGAUGUAGAGUGGAGGGGUGGUGUGGAAUGAGGCAGAAAACAUGCUCCUGAGGAGCAGCAGUGAAUGGCCUUAAAUUGAUGAAGUGUUAUCAUUACUACAAUGUCAAGCUUCUGGUGAAGAUGCUAUGGUCAAUGACGCUGGACACAAGUGACUAACAGAAAGUAGGUAAUGCAGUUCCCCUUCUCUACAAAAUAUGAUGGCUUCCAGAGAAAAGACAAAUCAACUCUCAUUUGCUUCCCUCCGAUUGUCCAGAAUGAGUAUUCCCAUUUUUGGCAUGUUUGCUCUUGUUUACUUGAAAUUCUACUUUUUUUUGUGCUGGGAAGAUAUUAAGAAAGUUUGGGGUGAGGGGGAGAGAAUGGUAACUUUUUUUAUUUGGAUUGCGUGAAGAAGUGAACUGUUUAUAGUUUUCACUCUAGUUGGCAAUGAUGGUAAAUUGGGCCAGUUUUGGUUUGAACGAUGCCAUGAUUAGCAUGUGCUAAGAUUGUCAACCAUGCCAACCUCAUUUAAAUCACAUGGUAAUCUAAUACCUGACAUAGACAGUGCCCCAUUUUUGGCACCAGCAUUGUGAUCAAUUAUUGGAUCUGGAGAGUUGACUUAUCACCUACGCUGAGGACUUUUUUCUACUCUCUAUAGUCAACCAUCAGCCUAAUCAGUAGUGUUACCCUACUUCCACCUCUAUAAAAUCAUCUGCCUCUGCUCCACCUCAGCUAUUCUCCUGUUUAAACCCUCUUCCAUAUUGUCUUUGUUGGCUCCGCACUCAAUUAUUUUACAGAUCCCCUGGCCUGUUUCCCACCUUGCACCAUUCUUGAACUUGAACUCAUCCAAAAUGCUUUUAAGCAUUUCCUAUCUUGGACCAUGUUUCUUUUACCCAUCACCUACAUUGGCUCCCAGCCUGGCUACUUGACUCCAAAAAUUCUCAUCUUUGUUUUCAAACCCUUUUGUGAUCUUGGCCUGCCUAUCUCUAGCCUCCUCCAUCUCAGAAACCUUACCAGAUCUCUGUGCUCCUCCUAAAUGUAUCCUCUUACUUAUCCUUGAUAUUUAGUCUAUCAUUGGUGACUGUGCAUCCAGGUAUGACUAUUCAUAGCUCAGCAAUUCCCUCCUUACAUUUCUCCCCAUCUCAUUUCCUUUAAGAUGCUUCUUAAGUCUC
Molecule: messenger RNA, 2475 nt
Organism: Rhincodon typus (whale shark)
Lineage: Eukaryota; Metazoa; Chordata; Chondrichthyes; Orectolobiformes; Rhincodontidae
Gene: chodl
Product: chondrolectin
Exons: 7
Coding region: 1-900 (299 amino acids)
Biological process (GO): positive regulation of axonogenesis
Cellular component (GO): cytoplasm
Source: RefSeq, a predicted model, not a curated record